AUGAAGUGUCUCAGUGAUAUUCGUGAAGUCGAGAAGUGCAUCAAUAUUAUGGUCGAUUGUGUCGAUACCUGGAGAAAUCUCAGUGCCCAAUUAGAAGCUACGAAAAAGGCAACAUUUAAUAUUAAUAUAAAAUAUGAGUAUGCAUUCUCACUGAUGCCGCGGUACACAUCGCUUAUGCUGCACUCAUCAAGUUGGCAACCGGGAUUAAUGGCACGAAUCGAACUUGAAAUCGAUGCUGUUGCUAGCAAAUUGUCCGAACAAUGGAAACACGUUGAGGAAAUCACCGAUAUGCUAAACAAUUUUGUCGCAGCUGAAUGUCAGUCUCAAAAGACUACACAAUUUUCUUUUCUUCGACAAGAUCUUCAGCAUCUUCUAUCAUAUCUUGUGGUGGAAGUAAUGAAGUGGUAUGAAAUAGACAAUAAAGCGACUUGUCCCGCAGUUAUUGCAUCCAUCAAACCAAAUGUUAAUGUGGUAAAAGCCAUGGCGCGCUGCAUGCAAAGUUUGGAAACCACUGUAAAUCAUAUGUCCAAAAAAUCUUGA
Messenger RNA from Brugia pahangi, 540 nucleotides. NCBI's taxonomy places the organism in Eukaryota, Metazoa, Nematoda, Chromadorea, Rhabditida, Onchocercidae. The record is from the annotation of a GenBank genome assembly.